Asterias rubens (European starfish) is the source of this 7611-nucleotide messenger RNA. RefSeq names its product echinoderm microtubule-associated protein-like 6. NCBI's taxonomy places the organism in Eukaryota, Metazoa, Echinodermata, Asteroidea, Forcipulatida, Asteriidae. The transcript has 35 exons. The record is from RefSeq and is a predicted model, not a curated record. The coding region runs from base 24 to 5915 and encodes 1963 amino acids. Gene Ontology annotation, molecular function: microtubule binding.
UGAGCCGCUUUUUGCCGGUAACUAUGGCAGACAAAACGGCCCCUGGUUCAGCACUUCGUCUGGAAUGGGUGUAUGGCUACAGAGGUCAUCAAUGUCGGAAUAAUCUCUUCUAUACGGCGGCCAAAGAGGUGGUGUAUUUCGUAGCGGGUGUUGGAGUGGUUUACAAUGUCCGUGACCACACACAGAAGUUCUUCCUUGGCCACGAUGAUGAUAUUGUCAGCCUUGCACUUCAUCCAGAGAAGACGCUGGUAGCUACUGGCCAAGUGGGUAAAGACCCCUACAUCUGCGUCUGGGAUUCCUACAAUGUACAGACGGUCUCUAUACUCAAGGACGGACACACACAUGGCAUUGGGGUACUUGCCUUCAGCAAGGAUGGAGCGCAAUUGGUUUCAGUCGGCAUGGAUACCAGUAAUAUCAUCAAUGUGUGGGAUUGGAAAAAAGGCAGGAUACUAUCCACGGUUAAGGGCCACUCUGAUCGGAUCUUUGACUGUCAAUUCAACCCCUACAAAGAGAACAGCCUCGUCAGCUGCGGAGUCAAGCACAUCAAAUUCUGGUCCCUCUGCGGCAACUCUCUCACUGCAAAGAAAGGGGUCUUUGGGAAGGUUGGUGAGAUCCAGACGAUGUUGUGUCUGGCGUUCGCUCCCAAUGAUACAACCUAUGCUGGCACCCUGAAUGGGGACAUUUACAUGUGGGGUGGAAACAACCUACACAAGGUUAUUCAAAGUGCGCAUGCGUCCGGGAUCUAUACCAUUGAUGGAUGCGAUGAGGGUUUCGCAACAGGUAGUCGUGAUGGUUACAUCAAAUUGUGGACCACAGACUUCAAGCCUGUCACAAAGGUGAAUCUGGCAGAAUCCUCACAUGGUUAUCAAGGUCUUACCAUACGUAGUGUCCACUGGCGUGGUGAUCGUGUUCUAGUUGGUACUCAAGACAGUGAAAUUAUGGAGGUGUUUCUACGGGAGCCCGAUAAGCCUAGGAUCCUUGUCCAGGGCCAUGCUGAGGGGGAGCUGUGGGCCUUGGCUGUGCAUCCAAAGCGACCAUUCAUAGCUACCGGUAGUGAUGAUUGCAGUGUCAGAAUUUGGAACACGGAGGAAAAAACGCUGCUUGUCCGUGAAACCAUGGAUAACAAUGUACGAUCAGUGACCUUUAAUAGUGAUGGAUCAGCACUAGCAGCGGGAAUGUCAGACGGUUCAUUCACUGUACUCAAAACAAAAGAUCUUUCCACAGUAAUCCACAUCAAAGAUCGUAAAGAGGUCAUUCACGAGAUGAAGUACUCGCCCGACGGUAACUAUCUCGCCGUGGGCUCAAAUGAUAACUACGUGGACAUCUACGCAGUUACGCAGCGCUACAAGAAGGUUGGACAGUGUUCAGGCAGCAGUAGUUUCAUCACUCAUCUAGACUGGUCCGAGGACAGCAAAUACUUACAGACAAACAGCGGAGCUGCGGAGAGACUCUUCUUCAGAAUGCCAGCUGGAAAGCAGGCCACACAACGUGACGAGGUGCGUGCCAUCAGAUGGGCCACGUGGACUGGGGUCCUCGGUCCUGAAGUGAGUGGAAUAUGGCCCAAGUACUCAGACACCAAUGACGUCAAUGGCGUGGAUGCUUUCUUUGGUGGUGAGGUUAUGGUGACCGGGGAUGACUUCGGAAUGGUGAAGAUGUUUCGAUUCCCUUCUCUCAAGAAAGGGGCUAAAUUUCGGAAGUACGUCGGCCACUCUGCUCAUGUCACUAAUGUCAGAUUCUCUCACGAUAAGAUGCAUGUUAUCUCAACUGGUGGUGGUGACCAUGCAGUAUUCCAAUGGCGCUUUGUACCUGAGGGUGUGAAUGCACUGGAGAAUGAUGAAACUGGACAUAACACAGGGUAUGUGGAUUCAAACAGUGAAGAGAGUGAUUCCGACUUAUCGGACGUUGCCGAGCUGGACUCUGACAUUGAGAAGGAGAAGGAGAUAGAUUACGACCGGCCAGUCUACAAGGAGGAUCUGUCUCGUAUCAAGAGGCUGAAGAAGACGGAUAACUCAGGACAGAAGCGGCAGCAAGCACCGAGUGAAGGAAUCAAACUAGAAUUUAUUCACGGGUAUCGAGGUUAUGACUGCAGGAACAACCUGUUCUAUACGCAAGCUGGAGAGGUGGUAUUUCACGUAGCUGCAACUGGUAUCGUUUAUAAUCGGGAUACACACUCACAGCGAUUCUACUUGGAGCAUACCGAUGAUAUAUUAUGUCUAUGCAUUCACCCACUUAAAGAUAUUAUUGCAACGGGACAGGUUGGUCGAGAUCCAACAAUCCACAUCUGGGAUGCAGCAACCACGAAAUCACAAGCUAUUCUCAAAGGCCAGCACAUGAGGGGAGUCUGUGCCGUGGACUUCUCAGGUGAUGGUAAGAAGUUAGCCAGUGUGGGUCUUGACGACAAUCACAUGAUCGUUGUUUGGGACUGGAGGAAAGGUGAGAAACUCGCAACGACCAGAGGACACAAAGAUAAGAUUUUCGUCAUUAAGUGGAACCCGCAUAACGUGGAUAAAUUGGUGACGGUCGGAAUGAAGCAUAUCAAAUUCUGGAAUCAAACUGGUGGUGGAUUUACCUCAAAACGAGGUACAUUUGGCAACGUUGGUAAGCCAGAUACAAUGAUGUGCGUGACGUACGGACGCUCACCAGAAAUGACUUACUCUGGGGGCGCUUCAGGGAAUAUCUACGUCUGGCAAGACGUCACACUGACGAGGACAGUCAGUGCACACAAAGGACCUUGCUUUGCAAUGCACUCAUUGGAUAAGGGUUUUGUAACUGGAGGUAAAGAUGGUGUCGUGUCUCUCUGGGAUGAAGCCAUCGAGCGUUGCCUCAAGACGUAUCCCAUCAGGAAGAUGGACCUGGCACAGGGCAGCCAUGGAAUACUCCUUGAUGACAACCCGUCUAUUCGCUCAGUGAUUCUCGGACAUGGACAUAUCCUGGCAGGGACGAAGAACGGCGAAGUGAUUGAGCUGGAGAAGAGUGGUCCAGUCCGGAUUCUUGUACAGGGACACAUGGAGACAGAGAUUUGGGGUCUGGCCACCCAUCCCAACAAGUCAAUGUGUGCGACAGUCAGUGACGAUCAGACUAUCAGGGUGUGGGACCUCGGAGCAGAACAUAAGAUGGUCAGUGUACGGAGACUCAAAGGAGGAGCGAGAUGCUGUGACUUCUCACCGGACGGGAAAGCUAUUGCUAUCGGAUUCAAAGAUGGUAGUUUCUCUGUUGUGAGCAGCGACAAUUUAAAUGAUGUUGCCAGCUUCCAUCAUAGGAAAGAAGAGAUCUCGGAUAUUAAAUUCUCACCAAAUUCAGGCAAGUAUCUGGCCGUUGCGUCCCAUGAUAACUUUAUUGAUAUCUACAGUGUACUGAACACCAAGCGAGUUGGAACAUGUAAAGGCUCCUCCAGUUAUGUCACACAUGCAGAUUGGGACACCAACGGAAAACUUCUAAUGAUGAAUUCCGGCGCCAAGGAGCAGCUGUUUUUCGAGGCUCCUAGAGGGAAGCGUCAGGCCCUACGCAACGCCCAGAUAGAGACACAGGGUUGGGCUACGUGGACCUGCGUGCUCGGUCACACCUGUACGGGGAUAUGGCCGUCUAAGAGCGAUGUCACCGAUGUCAAUGCUUCGUCUUUGUCCCACGAUAAAACCACACUUGCGACGGGAGACGAUUUUGGUUUUGUGAAACUGUUCCAGUGGCCUGCAUCAGGCAAGAAUGCAAAGUUCAAGAAGUAUGUCGGUCACAGCGCCCACGUCACCAAUGUGAGAUGGACGUACGAUGACAGGGUGUUAAUAUCAGUAGGUGGGGCUGACACUGCGCUGAUGGUUUGGUCACACGCCGUGACGGGCACCAGGGAAAAUUGCCAUGGAGAAAGUGACGACUCGGACACAGAUUCUGAGGAGGAUGGAUACGACAGUGAUGUACAGAGAGAGACCACAAUGGACUACGCUUCUAAGACUUACACAAACCCCCUCCGAGAAACCACAGGUGUCAAACCAGAUCAACAAGAAGUGGAGGACGAUGACACGCCAAGUGUAAGCAGGGGUGGUCUUAAGCCUCCAAAGAUCAAGAAGUCUACCGUUACCAAUGGCAAGAAGACGAGACCCUCAAAAGUAGAGGAUCUGACGCUGAAGCACAUCCAUGGUUAUCGAGGCUUUGAUUGUCGGAACAACCUCUUGUACCUGAAUGAAGGAGCAGAUAUCAUCUACCAUGCCGCAGGAGCAUGUAUCGUCCAGAAUCUAGCAACAGGUACGCAAGGUUUUUAUCUUGAGCACACCGAUGACAUCAUCUGUUUGACGGUCAACCAACACCCGAAGCAUAAAAGCGUUGUGGCCAGUGGACAGAUCGGUGCGACACCCGCCGUCAAUGUCUGGGAUGCGACCACCAAGCAAACCCUGUCUAUCAUCAAAGGGUUCCACACCAAGGGGGUGUGCUCAGUGAACUUCAGCGGGUCAGGAAAGUUGCUAUUGACGGUUGGGAUCGACGAUAAUCAUUCUGUGGCUGUGUGGAGGUGGCAACAAGGUACCAAGGUAGCAGGAAGCAUCGGUCAUACCAAGCGCAUCUUCCUUGGGGAGUUCAGACCGGACUCGGACCAAGAGUUUGUGACCGUUGGGGUCAAGCAUGUCACCUUCUGGACAGUCGCUGGUGGUCAGCUGAUGGGCAGGCGGGGUUUGAUGAACUCCUCCGGACAGAACACGCAGGAUGUGAAGAUGCAGACGAUGCUCUCAAUUGCCUUUGGAGCUAAUGAAACAACCUUCACUGGAGCAAUGAGCGGUGACAUUUACGUCUGGAAAAAGAAUACUCUAGCUCGAGUUGUCUCCAGAGCGCACAAUGACGCUGUCUUCACACUCUACACAACCUUGAAGGAUGGCUUGAUUGUGUCCGGUGGAAAGGAAAGAGCGUCCAAGAAUAAAGACAGUGGACCGGUGAAGCUCUGGGACCAAGAGAUGAAGCGAUGUCGAGCCUUUCAGCUGGGUACCGGCAGUUCCAUCGAUGUAGUCAAAUCGGUCUGCAGGUGCAAGGGAAAGAUCUUAGUGGGUACCAAAGACAGCGAGAUCAUUGAGAUUGGAGAGAAGAACGGGCAGGUUACGAUGCUGGUACAGGGUCAUGGUGAGGGAGAGAUCUGGGGACUGGCUACCCACCCCUCCAAGGAGGUGUUUGCAUCGGCUAGUGAUGAUGGCACAAUAAGGAUAUGGGAUGUACAGAAGAUGGCGAUGAUAACCAAAGUAAGCAUGGGAUCCUCCGCUCGGUCUAUCACCUACAGUCCCGAUGGGGAAACCCUGGGUGUUGGCUUGAAGAAUGGAGAAUUCCGCCUACUCACUGUAGCAACCAUGAACACGUGGGCCAAGAAGAGAGAGCGUAAUAAGGCUAUUACAGAUCUGAGGUUUAGCCCUGAUGCUAAGUACCUGGCCGUCGGUUCGGAGGAUAGCUGUGUAGAUUUCUAUGAUCUGACCCAAGGUCCUUCACUCAACAGAGUAGGAAUGUGCCGAGGCAUACCAAGCUUUGUGUUCCAAUUGGACUUCUCUGCCGACUGUAGAUACAUACAGGUCGGUACUGGAGCAUACAAGAGACUACUCUAUGAAGUACCUAAAGGGAAGCCAGUCACAGACACUGCAACGACCGAUAAAAUCACAUGGGCUACAUGGACAAGUGUUUUAGGUUCUGAAGUAGUUGGCAUCUGGCCGAGGAGCUCACAGAAAGCUGAUGUCAACUGUGCAGCGGUAACAGGAAUGACAAAUUCAAUUGCGACCGGUGAUGAUUUCGGUUUUGUGAAGCUGUUCAAAUUUCCCUGUCCAGAUAAAUAUGCACCACACAAGAAGUAUGUAGGACAUUCUGCCCACGUCACUAAUGUGAGAUUCACAUAUGACGAUAGACAUCUUAUUAGUGCAGGAGGAGACGAUUGCUGCUUAUUUGUGUGGAAGAGUUCAUGAUGACGUUUCUCCCAAAGCUACAUUGAACCAUUCAGUACUUUAUUAAUGUGUGAUGAACGUCAGCUUCAGAACGGUGAAGAAUUAAGGAAUUUGAAUUGAUUCUGUCUGUAUUUCAUUUUCUAUUCUCAAAAGACUUAGAUUUUGGCAAUAUUUAUUGAAAGGGACGACAGACGUAAAAUGUAAAAGACUUCUUUGGGUCGUUGAAGAGAUCCUGCAACCAAUCUUUACUUUUUAACUUGUGUACCACUGAAUCAAUCUGUGAUCAUUUCGUCAUGUUUUUCAAUCAGAAUAUUUAAAGUAAGUAAAAUCACAAGUUUUGACUAGAUUUUCUAAAGAAUUGUAGCAUUUUGUAAGCUGAAACUUUCAAAGAUGUGCCUCUGUCAGUGUUUUGGGGGUUUCCUUUGGCACAAUUGUCUUUCAAAUGAAAAAUAUCUGGGUUAGGCCUGGGGUUGGGUUUUUGUUUUUUUAUUGGGUAGGGAUACAGUUUGUGAAAGUAUAGAUUUUUUAUUUUUUUCCUUUAAUUUUAUGAAACUAUGUGUUUAAGAUUCUACCAUACAUUUUUUCUAAUCCACAAGUGACUGGCACUGACCACCUCCAAAUUUGUUCAAACACUACCAGUUUGUAACAACAUAUUUCUACGUUAUAAUAGUCCAAAGAAGCUAAUAUAAACAAAAUCCAAUCAGAAUUCUCCCGCAUAUGGAAAACGAUCCAAAGGCAGACUAUAUUUUUCUAUGAAAUCGAUCUUCAUUUCAUCCAUUUGAAGAAAAAAAACUACCCUAAGCAGUUUGUCAUAAAUGCGACAUCACGCUUGGCCUUGACACGCCAUAGAUAUUCAAAAUCAAUUUGAUGAAAUUUCUACAAAUUGAAGUAAGGCCCUUUUAGAAGUGAACUUUCAAUAAGGUGGUUAGCAUUGUGGACACUUGGUUCCAUACAAUUGUUCUCUAUAAUAAUAUCGUGUGUAUGGUUUACAAUUCAAAUCAUGGCUUGCAUUCUGAUGGUAGACGUUCUGGGACACUAAGGUGGUAUCUGGUGUUGAUUCUGUAAAUAAAGAAUUACCUGUUAAAUUUGCUUCUACCUAGCGUCUGAAAGUCUCUCAUUAUAGUCAAGAAUAUCAGCCAAUUUGAUCUCAGUCUUCAAUCUUAUCAGUCCUGUAGUCCUGUCAACUAGCCUAGUAUUGUUCUGCGUGUGUAAAUGUUUAGCCUUUUUGAAGCGAGGUUGGGGUUUCACAUUUUGGUCGGUGAAACAUAUUCUCAUCAUGAUGAAAGAAUGUCUUUUUUUUUAUAACCUAAAUACAAUCAUCACAAAAGCUUAUUUUCUUCCAUUGAGAAUACUGGGCUGGAUUUCUUUAGACUAGUCUUAUCUCCAGUCAGGACGAGUUACAUGUACUCGUCCUAACUUAGGACUAGCCAUACAUGUACGUUUUUAAUAUCUCCUAGAACUAGGCCUAAGUUUAGGUCCAGUACUUACUCUUUGUGAAAUAGACCCAGAAUUUUUUUGAGCAUUCUGAAAUCCCUUUUUAUAUGUGUUGUUCAGGUUGCCAUCUCCUCACUUUUUCUCUCAUCAUAUGUGACGUCCCAUGCCAAAAUCAAGCAAUUCUUGGAAAUAGUAUGAUAGUGAUAUUAAGAGUGAAGACUUCCAACUCUCGCUAAUUCUGCAGAGUUCCUUGAAAAUAAACAAAUCGUUCUGAUGAACACAU